Molecule: messenger RNA, 1849 nt
Organism: Octopus sinensis (East Asian common octopus)
Lineage: Eukaryota; Metazoa; Mollusca; Cephalopoda; Octopoda; Octopodidae
Product: E3 ubiquitin-protein ligase MIB2-like
Exons: 13
Coding region: 194-1735 (513 amino acids)
Biological process (GO): signal transduction
Cellular component (GO): nucleus; cytoplasm
Molecular function (GO): protein binding
Source: RefSeq, a predicted model, not a curated record
GACAGUAUAAUUCCACACAGAGACACUUAAACUAAAUCUACACACAUAUAUAUGUUCAUAUCCAAAUUGACACUCCCAUAUCACUAGACUUCUUCCUGGCAAAGUUUCACAAGUUCCUGCUGCUGUUUCUAACGACUAAAACUUCCAAAUUAUUCCUGAGAUAGGAAAUCGAAAUCCAACAAGCAAAUCAGACAUGGAUAUUCAUAAGAUUAUUGAGAAAAUUGAUGGAGGGGACAUAGAAGGUGCCAAAAACUUGAUAAAGAAAUAUUCAGAUGUAGUUAACCAAACAAAUUCAUGGGGCAAAACUUAUAUGAUGGCCGCUUCCGAAUAUGGCAACAGAGAUUUAAUAGACUUGUUGAUUGAAGCUGGGGCCGGUUUGGACACAAGCGACAAAAUAAAUGGCUAUACUGCCUUACACUACGCUGUGGAGAAGCGUCAACGUGAUGCCGUGGCCAGCAUGAUAUCCUGGGGUGUCGAUGUCAACAAGCGGGACAUAUUUGGCGACACGCCCCUCCAUUUGGCCGCAAGGAAGAGAGACGAAUGGAAAGACGGGGUUUCAGCCUUAUUGACCCCAGGAAAGAGCAGGCUGCAAAUCAAUCAAAAAAACAACAUUGGUCGCACACCUCUGCAUCUGGCUUGUUCCUGGGGACGCACAGACACUGUCCGCCUCUUCUUGAGUCACACAGAGAUAGAUGUCAAUGUGAUGGACAAUUCUGAUGACACACCUUUACACCGGGCAGUUCAAGAGAAACGCUGUGAAGUGGUGACUUUGCUGCUUACCCAGGACGCAGUAAAACUGAAUAUCAAGAACCGUAAGAAAAUGACCCCGUUACUCGAAGCUGUCUCCGGGGGUCACCUCGGGAUGAUUCGCCAGCUUCUAGCCAGAGGAGCAGACGUAAAUGCUGUUGAUAGAAAUGGCAAUAACUGUCUGCACCUCGCUGUGGAGAAAGAGGUGUUUCAUUCCGAGGGUGAAACCCUAAGCAUUUUAGACGAGUGUUGCAUUGAACUCAAACUGAACGAGGAAAACAGGCUCUCUGGCAUAGUGGUUGCCAGUUAUCUAGCUCACCAGGGAGCCAGCUUUUACCAUAUUAACAACAAGAAGAAAACCCCUUUGGAUCUCAUCAAAAAUCGAAACUUAAAGGAAAACUUACAAACUUUUUUACUAUCACAGUUACCAUGUCUGUUUUGCGAAGACAAAGAGGCGACCGUCACCUUCCAUCCAUGCGGACACUGUGUGCUGUGUUUGGAAUGCUGUCCAAAACAUCUACCAAAGCGAUGCCUCAAGUGCCGGCAACCUGUAUCUGGCAGAAGUGGAUUUGAUGGUCCAAAGUUGUCUGACAAGGCAGUUCAAACAGUGGCAGAGCCAGAUGAAAUAUUCAUUUCAGAGAUUCCAAAGCCUGUGAAGAAGCCCCUGAAGAAAUCGCAGAGUAUAGAGAGUUCAAACCUGGAGGAGAAUCAUCUUCUGAGGGUGGCUAAGAAUUUAGGAAGUAACUGGUGGCAAGUGGGUAUUUUCUUGGAAAUUAAAUACAACCAACUGGAUAUCAUCAAGAGUAACAAUGUCAACAACACUGAAGAACAGGGCUUCCAGAUGCUUCACAAAUGGUUUACGAGCUGUGAUCCGGAGAAGCGUACACUCAGAACACUAAGGGACGCUCUUAGAGAAGCUGAGUGUUUUGCUGCACUCCAGUGUCUACCAUCAGACACAGAGCGUGUUUCUGGGAUCUUUUCCAUUUGAGCGGCAGUUUUUUCUAGCAGUGUCAUAUGAAAUUGUCACCCAUAAUUAUGACCCUAGUAUCGAUCUAUUGCAUUUCAAUCUGUUUUAGGGUUAGGGUUAGGGGGAAGGGUAUCU